CUUUCACACGCUAAUCCAUUUUUUUAUCUUUUUCUUUUCUUUUUCUUUUUCUUUUCUUUUUCUUAAAAUAUUGAUAUUAUAUGAUGACUGGACAAUCUCUUGCUGCUGGCAUUUAUGUACCUAUUCCCAACUUUUUCCUCGACAAUGAAGAUGUGGAUUAUGCAACUUUGGAAAAACACAUUGCUUAUCUAGCGAACACGGGCAUCUCAGGGAUUAUCUUUCAAGGGUCGACUGGUGAAGCGGUGCAUUUGACAGAAGAUGAACGAGUGGCUAUUAUCAAGAAGGGCAAGGAAUUGAUUAUGAAAUACGAUCCUUCCAUUCAAGUGUUGGCCGGUACAGGGGCAGGAUCGGCUCGUCUUACUGUGAAACUGACACGGGAUGCAGCGGAUGCUGGUGCUGCUUAUGCUUUGGUCUUACCUCCUUCCUAUUACAAGGGCAAUAUGGAUAAUCAAGCGUUUUAUGAAUUUUAUACUCAAGUGGCUGAUCAAUCCCCUAUCCCUAUCAUCAUUUAUAAUUAUCCUGGUGUCACUCAAGGUCUCGAUAUUGAUGCUCCUACUUUGGCUCGUUUGGCAAAACAUGAUAAUAUUGUUGGGAUCAAAGGAACUGAUGGUAAUAUUGGCAAGGUUGGAUAUUUAACGGAACAUACCCGUGAACAAAAUUUCACAUUGUUGGCAGGAUCUGCUGAUUUCUUCUUACCUGCCUUGUCAGUAGGGGCAGUAGGAUGUGUACCUGGUUUAGCCAAUGUGAUGCCUCGUUCUUGUGUGGAAUUACUACGAUUAUAUCAAAAUGGGGACUACAAGGCCGCAAAGGAACUACAAUUAAAGUUGGUACUUCCAGAUGAUGCUCUUGCAAGAUGGUUUGGUCUUCCUGGUGUCAAGGCUGGUUUGGAACAAUUUGCUGGUUAUGGUGGCCGUUGCCGUACCCCUUUACGCAGUGUCACCAAUGAACAAAAGGAAAAGAUCAUUCAAGCCGUCUCCCCUGCCUUUACUAUCGAACAAUCUUUGCGAAAAUAGGUUCUCACUGUAGUUUUAUAUUGUAUGAAUAAAAGCAACAUUUUGACAUGAUACGUGAAA
This is a messenger RNA of Halteromyces radiatus, 1073 nucleotides long. RefSeq lists its product as uncharacterized. The transcript is spliced from 2 exons. Gene Ontology annotation, molecular function: 4-hydroxy-tetrahydrodipicolinate synthase activity. The record is from RefSeq and is a predicted model, not a curated record. Bases 81 to 1013 code for a protein of 310 amino acids. Lineage: Eukaryota; Fungi; Mucoromycota; Mucoromycetes; Mucorales; Cunninghamellaceae.